GAUUGUAGCGUUAUUGUUCGAUGCAAAUUCAAAGCAUUUGUGCUGAUCAAGUAAACAUAUAUGCAGGCGUGGGUUUUCAUUUAAAUUGACUGUGCCAGUUGGACCGUCCAGCCGUGAGUACACUCCCCGUCGCUUCAUAUAGCUGUUACCUGAGCGUUCUUCGGCAGAAAUAGCCAGAACGCUAGAAAAUGGCUGACAUAGAUGAUGUGAAGAUGGAAAUGGGGAAGAAGGAUGAUGUCACCGCUUCGAAUACAGCAAGACCGACCAAGGAGAAGUCUUUCUACCAGAAGCACAAGGUGGUAAUAUGGAUCGUCGUUGCAUUGGUGGUGUUUGCCAUAGCUGCUGGCAUUGGUGUAGGCAUCGCUAAAGCUUUAGAGGAUGAUCUAGAGUACCAUAGGAAAGUGUGGUUUCAUGGCGCUUGUCCCAAAGAUCGCGAAUCCUGUCCCAGUGGAUUUGACCGUGCUCCGCUGAUUGUUGUUGGUUUAAAUGGAUUCACUGGUGACAUAUUCGAUCGUCAUUUGGCCAAGCAUAUUCAUAAAUUACGUGAAUGCGGAGCACAUACUCCGAAUAUGUCUAGUAUGUUUCCACUAUCAACGUAUCCUAACUACUACUCUAUAGCAACGGGUCUAUAUCCGGAUGUCCACGGUAUCGUUGAUGAUUACAUGGUAGAUGAAGACUAUGACACUGUGUGGGAGAACGGCACUGAUCGUAGUCGUCCCAAAGACAAAGUGACUGCUGCACGAUGGUACAAGGGAGAACCUAUAUGGGCGACUGCCAGAAAGAAGCAUCGCAAUUCUGCUGCCCUCUUGUGGCCAGGCUCUGAUGUUCCAAUUGAAGCUCCCAAUGAGGAUAACUCUGCGACGCGACGACAGGAAUGGCUUUGUACCGGAGUGGCACCUGAGUAUUUCUUCAAUAAUUUAACAAGUCGUAUGCUUUUUAUUGGAACUGGUUAUGCCUUCCGACACAACUUCACUUUGGAGACAAAUUUCCGCAGCAUAGAACUGUACAAUGUUAUGGCAGAGCUUCUUGACAUUGAAGGUGAUCCAAAUAAUGGAACUGAAGGGGCUAUACGUGAUAGUUUACGUGAGCCAAAGAAUUUGAUGAGAACACUUCCCCAAGUGUCACGUCCAAUCAAUGCUUUGUAUCCAAACGAUGAUAUGUAUGAAUUACGGAUUCAAGACGAUGGAACUGAUUGUAAUUGUGACAAUAUUGAUCAGUACUUCACCGGCAGCCAAUAUGACAUCGACUAUUUUAACGACAGAUUGGACGUGGAGGAUUCAAAAAUUACAGAUAAUCGAGAUGAUGCACCGUUUGGAUUACCAACUAUAUUUAAUUUAACGACUGAACAACCUGGAAAUUAUUCGCUACUCACCAACGAAGAAUACAUUGUGGCCUGGGACAACUAUCUCAAAGUUCCCAAAUACAUCACUUACAGUUUGGAAAAACAGUACACUAAUCGAGGAAGCUUUAACGAGAUUAUCAACUGUAUUCGUCAAGAUGUUCGUUUAAUCGAUGAUUAUGAACCACGUUGUAGUGACUAUGAAUUGCUGGGACUGCACAAUAUUACAUUAGGCUUUAUGAUCUAUCCAGCCUCUGCUUUAACAAUGCGGCAGCAAAUGGACAUGUUGCUGACUUCGAAUACCGCUCCGAUGUUUAAAGAAUUCGAAAAAGGUAUAUGGAAAUUCUUGCAUGAGAAGUACAAUGACUGGGCGGAUGAAUUUAAUGGCAUAAACAUUAUCAUUGGACCAGUAUUUGACACCAAUCAUGAUGGAAAACUAGACACACAUGAAGAUAUGGCCGAUAGCAGUUUCUGGAUUGGAUCCACUCCUAUGCCAAGUCAUUUCUUUGCUCUCCUGACACGAUGUAAGCAAGGCAAACUCUCACAGUACUGUGACUAUGAAGACCGAGAGUAUCUUUCUUUUGUACUACCUAACGUCAAUGAGAUUAAGAAUUGCCAG
Molecule: messenger RNA, 1958 nt
Organism: Saccoglossus kowalevskii
Lineage: Eukaryota; Metazoa; Hemichordata; Enteropneusta; Harrimaniidae
Product: ectonucleotide pyrophosphatase/phosphodiesterase family member 3-like
Molecular function (GO): nucleic acid binding; hydrolase activity; metal ion binding
Source: RefSeq, a predicted model, not a curated record